Molecule: messenger RNA, 960 nt
Organism: Phalacrocorax carbo (great cormorant)
Lineage: Eukaryota; Metazoa; Chordata; Aves; Suliformes; Phalacrocoracidae
Source: RefSeq, a predicted model, not a curated record
AUGAUGGGCUCGGUGCUGCCCGCCGAAGCCCUGGUGCUCAAGCCCGGGCUGAAGCCGCAGGGGCUCUCGCUGGCCGAGGUGAUCACCUCCGACAUCCUCCACAGCUUCCUCUACGGGCGCUGGAGAAACGUCCUGGGCGAGCAGCUCUUCGAGGAGAAGAGCAGCCCCAAGACCGCCUUCACGGCCGAGGUCCUGGCUCAGUCCUUCUCCGGAGAGGUGCAGAAGCUGUCCAGCCUGGUGCUGCCGUCGGAAGUGAUCAUCGCCCAGAGCUCCAUCCCCGGGGAAGGGCUCGGCAUCUUCUCCAAGACCUGGAUCAAGGCUGGCACCGAGAUGGGACCGUUCACGGGCAGGGUCAUCUCGCCGGAGCAUGUGGACCUGUGCAAGAACAACAACCUCAUGUGGGAGGUCUUCAAUGAAGAUGGCACGGUGCGGUACUUCAUUGAUGCCAGCCAGGAGGACCACCGCAGCUGGAUGACCUACAUCAAAUGUGCCCGGAAUGAGCAGGAGCAGAACCUGGAGGUCGUCCAGAUUGGGAACAGCAUCUUCUACAAGGCCAUUGAGACUCCUCUGAGCGAGCCAGAGGACUUCCACGCGGUGGAGACGGGGGCCAGCACGACGGGGCGUAUGCGCUGCGUCAUCUGCCACCGCGGCUUCAACUCCCGCAGCAACCUGCGCUCCCACAUGCGCAUCCACACCCUGGACAAGCCCUUCGUGUGCCGCUUCUGCAACCGCCGCUAGCAGUCCUCCACCCUCCGCAACCACGUCCGCUUGCACACCGGCGAGCGACCCUACAAGUGCCAGGUUUGCCAAAGUGCCUAUUCCCAGCUCGCCGGGCUGCGGGCACACCAGAAAAGCGCCCGCCAUCGGCCCCCCAACGCCUCCCUGCAGGCUCACUCGCCAGCCCUGCCCGUGCCCCAUCCCGCCUCCCUGGCCCAUCACAUCCCUACCAUGGUGCUGUGA